AGGGUGGCCCAGAAUUAUUUUCCCUCAUACAAUGGAUACACAAUAGAAUUCUAUUGUCCAAAGGAAAAUAAUUCUAGGCCUCCCUGUAGAUAGAUGUCUAUUACACCCAACCAUUCAGUGCCCAAUGUCAAUGACGCUAUUCUAUGUUGUUGAACAGGGGGUCCCAUUGACUGCGGCAAUCUUCUCUUUGAAACAAUGUCGACUACACAAGCGGCAUCUGAUGUGCUGGUCCUGAACCGAAGAAGUUCUUUACAUCAUCUUAUCUAACGAAAUGAAUGUCGAGUCUAUUAUAGCAGUGAACGAUGAAGAUGAAGAAUGUCAAUCCACCUCUGUCUUCUUUACUUUGUCUGGUGACAACAUCAAGAGGAAUCAAUAGAGAAAUGAAAUUUUGUCUCUUUCACAGUAUCGGUCUGGACAUACAUCAUGCCCAGAUCCUUGAUGCUCGCAUUAUUGCAUUUCCUUAUUUAACUAAUAAUAAUAAUACUAAUAAUAUAAUAAUAAUAAUAAACUUUUAUUAAUGAUUAAGGCCAUCGGCCCCUUACAAUAAUACAAAUUAUUAUAUCAAGCAAUACAACUCAAGAUGACAAAACAAAGUAAUACAAUUAGAAUCCGAGUCUCCUAUUCCUACUCUUGUAUAGAAAAACUGACAAAUUUCAUAGGGUUUCUGCACACUAACUAUUCAUUGAGGAGACAGAGGAAUACAUCGUUGGCACGGAGAAAGGUUUAUGCUACAUUUGGUGUAAUGGCUGGCGUAGAAGCAAAAGGUAAAACAAGGAGUGCCUUUGACGAGCACGAAAUCAAGAGGGAAGAAGAGAAGAAAAAAUUCCCUCGAGAUCUCCAAGGCUUUGGAUACAAAUUCAAUGAAGCUGGGGAACUCCGUGACAUAAAAACUGACGGCGGGUUUGAAUUCAACGUGAAAGAAGGCGACCAUCAUCACAAUCAAGUUCGAUAUGAGGCCCUAGGUGACGUGAUAACAGAGUAUAUCUAUGACCUGCUUGAAAAAGAAACCAAGUUGAAGAGGGUGCAUGUGCCGAUUGAUGCCGGUAAGGACAAUCCCAGAAGUUUCUUCUUCAUGAGUGAGGAUGCCAUGGAGAAUCCUGAUAAGUUGAUGAUCUUGAUCCACGGAAGCGGUGUAGUUAGAGCUGGGCAGUGGGCACGCAGACUAAUCAUCAAUGAUAAUUUGGACAUGGGAACACAGAUACCGUUUAUCAAGAAGGCAAAAGAAGAAGGAUAUGGCGUCAUAGUGCUUAACACAAAUGAAAAUGAAGUGAUCAAGAAAAAGAAAAAGUUAUUAAUUGAGGGAAACUCCACUCCAGAGCUGCACACACUCUAUGUAUGGGACAAUUUCAUCCGGAAAGCAAAAGCUAAUAGUAUUGCUAUAGUUGCUCAUAGUUACGGAGGAGUAGUUACUGUUAACCUGGCAAGCCACCGAGAAGAGAGCUUAGAUCGAGUAUUUGCCGUCGCCUUCACCGACUCAGUUCACAGUUUCCAGCUACAAGAGACGCCAAACCAUGUCAUCAAGUUCUUCAAAGAGAAUGCCCAGAACUGGAUUUCAAGUGACAAACCGUUAGAUACACCAUCAGCUUGUAGAAGUAAAGUAGAUUGUCCUUGUGUUUCUGCUGGUCAUAUGAAGCACGAGAUGACAUCCUGCAACAGUAUGGACUCCAUCUUCAAAUUCUUAGCAGGAAAAUAUGCUGCUGGAGAGAAGCGGGAGGAAUUAUAGCCAUCGGUAGACACUGCAACAAGACCAGUGUAUUCAGCUGUAACAUAAAUGAGUUUGAAAAUCAUAUUCUUGAAGUGACUCGGAGAGUUAAAUUGGUUAGCAUGUACAUGUACUUGUUGGCCUUAUAGGCAGACAUGUAGACAACUAAAGUAAGCGUCUUAAAAAGACAGGUUGUUCCUUCUCCUUCCAUUUGCUGUAAUGCAAUCUCGAGGCAUUUAUACAACUGUUGUUACACCUCUGUUUAUACAUGUAGGAUAAAAGUAGGCCGCAACUUCUGCACAACUCAUUCUGUGAAUAAAUUUGACAUUAUUGUUUGUCAUCUGAACUCAUUACAUUGUGUUUGGGACAUGGUGUGGGUAAAAACCUUCAAAGAUCAGUACUUGGACUGGGACAUGAAGUGGUCUAUACUGUAGGAUUGAUGAUACUUAACAUAGCAAUAAGAUUUGGGAGUUUUUUUAGAUGGGUAAAAUUAAAAUCCAUAGUCUGUAUUCAGAUGAGCGUUAAUCCAAGAGAGGAUUUAUGGUGCUAGUUCAAAUGUGAUACACUCUCAGCCCCCGGGGCCCACCCAUCCCACACAUUCUGUUUGCCAAUUGGGCCGCACGUUUGAGGAAUUUUUAGCCCAGUGGUACUUUUCCAUUUCAUCUCCACGAAAUAGAUCUUAUUUUGAAGGUUUCAUAAUAACACUUUAAUAGGCGUAGGUUGGUCCGAGCCUGGGGUGCACAUCUUGUGAGUGUUAAAUCUGGGCCCUCCCCAUAAUGGGCUAUAAAGUUCCAUUUCCCUGGCAUUUUGGAACAAGAAUCACCUGUUUCUGGGCUGAAUAAAAGCAAUAUUUCGAGAAGCGAAUCUAUUUUGCUAUUUAAGGAGGGUAUGCCCCUGGUGUAGAUGUACAUGUACAUAGAUGUAGGUAAAUAGAUAGACUAGAAUUGCAUGAUUUCCACAGAGCGGUAUAGAUAGAAAUAGAAUCAAGAAUUAUCAAAUCUUGAUAGAAUGUUUGUUUUUAUUUUUGCUAUUUUGUCAUUCUAGAUUAAUCCUGUUCUUGAUUGUGUUGAUGAUGAUGUCCCUUGUUUUCCAGAUAAAAAAAAUAAAUCAAAGAGAUGCCUAUUAAA
This is a messenger RNA of Lineus longissimus, 2829 nucleotides long. Its product is annotated as cotranscriptional regulator ARB2A-like. The coding region runs from base 581 to 1723 and encodes 380 amino acids. Gene Ontology annotation, molecular function: siRNA binding. The transcript has 11 exons. NCBI's taxonomy places the organism in Eukaryota, Metazoa, Nemertea, Pilidiophora, Heteronemertea, Lineidae. Gene Ontology annotation, biological process: regulatory ncRNA-mediated heterochromatin formation. Gene Ontology annotation, cellular component: nucleus. The record is from RefSeq and is a predicted model, not a curated record.